GAGCAGCCGGCGGCUUCUCCCUUUCCCCUGCGCGCCCUGCCCGGCUCCAGCGGCGCUCCCGGGCGGGCGGCCGGGGGUCUCUGGAGGGAUCAUUUCCCAGGUCGGAUGCUUUCCCAAUGAGCUCCGUCUACCGACUAUCAGGCGAGCCCCCCCCGGCCAGUCUCCUCUCUGCCCUUCCUGUGGCUUCGCUUCUGAAUCCCCAAGUCUGGCAGCUUCCUCCAUUGCAGCUGUUGGACCCUGGCCGGGAGAGCUUUGGGAAGAUGGAGAACCGGAGGCGAGAGCUCUUGGAUGCCCUGUGGGAAGAAGAGGAAGAGGACGAGGAUGGCGUGGCUGCCAGAGCCUCCUCCAGCCUCCACCUGAGCAAAGCAGAGGACAUGCAGGUAGAGAUGCUGGAAAAGGCCAGGGAGCUCUUUCAGUUGUGUGACAAGGAGGAGAAGGGCUUCAUCACCAAGCUGGACAUGCAGCGGCUGCAGAGUGAACUGCCCCUGACCCCAGAACAGCUGGAGGCUGUCUUUGACAGCCUGGAGCAGGACAAUAAUGGGUACCUGACGCCUGUCGAGUUCAGCAUGGGACUAGGGAAGUUCAUCGGGAUUGAGCUGUACCAAGGGUCUGGGAGUACAGAUCACUCCAGACUCGAGGAGACCUUUGAGUCAGGCUGGUCAGACGACUUGGACCAGACAGACGACGAAGAGGAGAAGCGAUUUUGUUCAAUGAUGGAGCAGCUCAGCGCAGCCCAGGUCUUUGAAGAUCACAAUGAGGUUCGGGAGCUUUGGACUCGUCUCCGGAAAGAACAGCCAGAUCUCUUGGCCAGCUUUGAGGAGUUCCUGUUCCAUGUUUCAUCGUACAUCAGGGAGGUGCAUUAUGAGAAGGAAUCCAUGGAGCAGGCACUGAAGAGGAAGGAGACAGACCACGACAGAGAAGUCAGGUGUCUUUAUGAAGAAAUGGAGCAACAGAUCAAAGCGGAAAAGGAACAACUGCUCUGCCAGGAAUCACAGAGGCACGACAGGAGCAACGUGCUGCAGAAGGAGCUGCGCAGCAAGGAGCAGGAGCUUGAGAAAAUCCUCUACCGACAGAAGAAGCUGGAGCAUCAAAUACAGUCUCUGAACUCUGAGCAGCUGGAGACCCGGGUGCAGAACGAGCGGCUCCACCUUCUGAAUGAAAACCUCCUGGAGCAGCUGGAGAGAAGCAAGUGGGAGCUGGAGGUGGCCAAGGGGCAUCUGGAGCGUCUCCAGAAGGAGGCUCAGUGUGAACAGGAACAGAAAGACAGGGAUGUGUUUAGAGUCUCUAAGAACAUGCAGAAAGAGAAACAAAGCCUUCUUCGACAGCUGGAGCUCCUCAGAGAGAUGAACAAGAAGCUUCGGGAUGACAGAGAUGCCUUUGAAGCCAAGAAGCUGGCACCUCAGAGCAAAAGGCCCCUGUUGAAGAAAGGGUCAGUGAUAGGCAAAUGCCUGUUGGAGAACAAGCUGGUCAAACGACAGCUGGUUCCUGGGGAUCUUCCUCUCACUUUCCUGGAGGAUGUGACUGUGGAAGAGCCCAACAAGAAGAGCUGUAAAUACUUCCUGGCCACCACAACCACACUGAAGAAGGAGAAAGCAAACAGCAUGAGCUUUGGAGAGCACUGCCCUGCAAGCUGUGAGCGAAAGCUGCAGCAAAUGUCAGGGGCUGGCGGGCACCCAAGGACAGCUCCAAAGGGUGAUGUCAACUGGAGGCAAACACCAGAUGAAUUGGACGAUGAUUCCCCAUUGUCCUCCAGAGAGCAGCCCGUUGGCACUGAAACCAUGGCACCUGAACCAGUCAGCUCUUCCCCAGAACAUGUCUUCAAAGUGGUGUUUGUGGGCAACUCUGGCGUUGGCAAGAGCUCCUUCAUCCAUCGCUUUUGUUAUGACAGGUUCAUGGCUGAGAUCAGUGCAACCAUUGGUAUUGAUUACCAGGUGAAGAGUUUAAUGGUGGAUAACACACGAGUGGCCUUGCAGCUGUGGGACACAGCGGGCCAGGAGAGGUUUCGGAGCAUCACCAAACAGUAUUUCUGGAAGGUGGAUGGUAUCUUUGUGAUGUAUGACAUCACUGCUGAGCACUUCUUCGUGGCCGUGCGGAACUGGAUGAGUAGCAUCCAGGAAGGGAUUGAGGAUGGGGCCAUGAUCUUGCUGCUCGGAAACAAAACAGAUGCAGCAGAAGGAAAGACCCAGCACGUGCCCAAGAUGGAGGGGGAAAGGCUGGCGAAGGAAUACAAGGCUGUCUUCUAUGAGUGCAGCGCUAUGACUGGCUAUAACAUCCUGGAGCCCAUGCGGCAUAUGGCAAGGCUGCUGACAGCUCAAGAGGACAAGCAGAAAGAAAGUGCCCUGCACCUGGAAGAUUACCACAAGAGGAAGGGAUGCUGCAUGUGAUGGAGCAAAGAGCAGCUCUCCGGAGCAUGUGGGGGCUGCACAUGGCUGGCUAAGCAGGUUGCCUCCCAGCUAGCUGAGAACUGAUGUUGUUAUCAGCUCCACAGGGACUCAAGGAAGGUGCAAGCUUGUCCCAAGAGGGAACAUCCAGACGUUAAAACAAAACAAAACUUAUGUGCAACAAAAUAAUUCUAAUCUCCCUCCGCCCCUAUGCUCUCCUACAGCUCCAGCAUCCCCCUCACCCCACCCCCCAACUCCAGGGACAUACUGCUUGAGCCGUUACAUGGGCCGCACAGAAAUUGCUUCUCCUCUUUGCUUGUUCCUUUUGUGUCUCACCCCCAAUGGGAAACAAACACAGGAGAACAGAGGGCGCCCCUAACACUCCGUUUUAAAUCCACUAAAGCAAUGUCCAAUUCUGUAAUAAAGAGACGAUUAUUUUAAACUUGGAAAUAGCACUGGGAGUGUUGGUGGGUCUUAAAGGUGAUGUUUGCUUGGCCUUUGGGAGCGGACUGACUAAUCAGAGUUACUCAGCUAUGUGACCUGCGUGGCUCUUUGUCUCCUUCUAGUGGCUGCUCCACUGAGUCUCCUAGCAAUGAGCCUUAAAGGAGGUAGUCCUUUAGUUCAGUGGUUUUCAAACUUUUUUUCUGGCAACCCAGUUGAAGAAAAUUGUU
Chelonia mydas (Green sea turtle) is the source of this 3052-nucleotide messenger RNA. RefSeq names its product calcium release activated channel regulator 2B (gene CRACR2B). Gene Ontology annotation, molecular function: GTP binding; GTPase activity; calcium ion binding. The transcript has 18 exons. Lineage: Eukaryota; Metazoa; Chordata; Testudines; Cheloniidae. Bases 117 to 2384 code for a protein of 755 amino acids. The record is from RefSeq and is a predicted model, not a curated record.